This is a messenger RNA of Arctia plantaginis, 465 nucleotides long. NCBI's taxonomy places the organism in Eukaryota, Metazoa, Arthropoda, Insecta, Lepidoptera, Erebidae. The record is from the annotation of a GenBank genome assembly.
AUGAUGAGACGAGCAAUAGUAUUGUGUCGAUAUGCAGUCACUCAUGCCGAUUUACAAUUGCAUGCAGUUUUUGUAAGAUCAUUUGCAACCAAAGGGGAGGAUAUAAAGAAAAAAAUGGAUCCAAAGCAUGUUGUGCAUUAUGAUGAAAUUUUGAAAGUUAUUCAUCAACCAAGGAAGGUACUCAUUGAUGUCCGUAACCCAGAUGAGGUAGACACUACUGGAAUGAUUCCAACAAGCAUCAAUAUACCAUUGCCUCACGUAAAAGAUGCCUUAGUUUCGAUGUCUAAUGAAGAUUUCCGCAAGACGUACAAACGUGACAAACCCUCAGAGGAUGAUGAAAUCAUCUUCUAUUGUAGAUCAGGAAAGCGAUCUCAGGAGGCUUUAGACCAGGCUCUGAAAUUAGGAUACAGCAACUCCAAAACUUAUCUAGGAAGCUGGAACGAAUGGUCUAGUAAACAGAAGUAA